AUGAUGUUUGUGUCCUGGUCGGAUCAGAACAACAUUCUCAUCUACCGGACCUUCGAGGACUUUAAGAGGUUCCACAAAGAGCUGAAGAGGAAAUUCCCCAUCGAGAGCGGCUCCCAGGAAUCCGAGCGGACGCUGCCCAGGUUUAAAGCCGUGAACGCGCUGCAGAGGAGGAGCGGGAGGCCGGGCAGGUGCCUGGAGGUGCUGAAGCUGCUGGAAUCCUACGUCCAGGAGCUGCUGCGGACGGAGGCCAGGAUCUCCCAGGGGAAAGAUGUCAUUCAGUUCUUCAAGGCCAGUGCCCAAGACCUGGAUCCUUCCUUUCCUGAAAACAGCGUUGUGAUCAUGCCCUCGGAAAUCGGAGGAGGCAAGAAGAGCGAGGGAUGGCACGUUACCUCCCCGCAGGCGUCCCAGAGCUACCGGUGCAUCGAGGCCUUCGAGACCAAAGACACCAAGAACAAGACCUUCCGAGUGGCCGAGAAGGAAAUCGUCGAAGUGUUAAUCCAGGACAUGACGGGCUGGUGGCUGGUGGAAAACGCAGACAAGCAGAUAGCCUGGUUCCCAGCCUCAUACCUGGAGGAGAUCGAUGUCCACAGGGACAUCCAGAGCACCUUGAGCUCGGAUGAGGAGGGCAGCCUGUACUUCGUCCUGCGCGCCUACGAGUCUCAGAAGGCAGAUGAGCUCUCGCUCAACCACGGCGUCAUCGUGGAGGUGCUCAGGAAAUCUGCCAAUGGCUGGUGGCUGAUCCGAUACAACGGCUGUACUGGCUACAUGCCCUCCAUGUGCCUGCAGCCAUACAAGAAUCCUCACCACAAGCUCCAGACCAUCAUGACCUGCGGGCUCAACAUCUCCACCCCAAACCUCUGCCCCUCCUCACCGGCUCCCAAACCCUGGGGGGAGGCUGCGGGACAGCGCAGGGUGCAGCCUCGCUCUUCCCUUGACCAAACUGAAGAGGACGCGAGCUCACAGCGCAGCAGAUCCAGGUCUCUGCCCAGGGCCAGCUCCACCCCGGACCUGGACUCGGACAGCUCGUCCCUCGGCUUGGGGAGCAGCAGCGAGCGGGGCGGGCGGCUGAGCUGGAAGCCCGACUUGUCAAGAUCUCUGCCCGAAGUGGAGCAGGCCAGGAGCUCUCCCCUGGGCCAGGCCUUGGCCACGCACAGCGGCGCCUCUCCACGCCUCGCCCACAGGGACAGGAACGACUCCGGCUUCGUGGAGUCCUCUGCAGCUGAGCUGAGUUACUCCCUCAAUGACCCAGACCUGGCCACUUGUGUCCCCAAGGUGCCCGUGCGCCCCUCAGCCCACGAGAUCCUCCAGAAGUGCAGCACCGUCACCAAGCGAGCUGUGCAGUCUUCCUCCCGGCCAGUGCUCCAGGCUCUGCGCCCUCUCCCCAGUGUGCAUUAG
Messenger RNA from Mesitornis unicolor (brown roatelo), 1395 nucleotides. RefSeq names its product NADPH oxidase organizer 1 (gene NOXO1). The record is from RefSeq and is a predicted model, not a curated record. Gene Ontology annotation, biological process: superoxide anion generation. Gene Ontology annotation, molecular function: phosphatidylinositol binding; protein binding; superoxide-generating NADPH oxidase activator activity. Lineage: Eukaryota; Metazoa; Chordata; Aves; Mesitornithiformes; Mesitornithidae.